Anopheles maculipalpis is the source of this 3432-nucleotide messenger RNA. It is a transcript of the gene sxc, whose product is annotated as UDP-N-acetylglucosamine--peptide N-acetylglucosaminyltransferase 110 kDa subunit. The record is from RefSeq and is a predicted model, not a curated record. Gene Ontology annotation, molecular function: protein N-acetylglucosaminyltransferase activity; protein binding. Lineage: Eukaryota; Metazoa; Arthropoda; Insecta; Diptera; Culicidae. The coding region runs from base 76 to 3432 and encodes 1118 amino acids. The transcript has 8 exons. Gene Ontology annotation, biological process: protein O-linked glycosylation.
AUGUGAAAGUGUAGUAGAGCUGUCUCACCCACCGAGUCGCCCCGUAUCGAAAACGCGUGUCGUGGCAAAGAAACAAUGUCCUCAGUGGAAAAUGCAGAAAAUGGCGUAGGAAAAUAUUCUUAUCAGACUGUGUACUACAUCAUUACCAACAACAACAACAGUAACGGCACCGAAGGCGAAUCAGAUCAAGUGGAAAAUUUACAUGCGAUAACUGCAGCUGUCGACAGUGAACUUACACGGAAGCGUCGCAAAAUAGAAGCAAUUAAGAUGCAGGGACAAAUGUCCGGAGCAGUACAAGCGCAAGGUGGAUCGCCCCAGACUGCGGCCCUAGCAGCACAACAGCAGCAGCAGCAGCAAAGCAUUGCGGUGAAAAUGGAUGCAGCGAAUCAGCUGUCUUCUGCUGGACUGUUGGAGCUGGCACACCGAGAGUAUCAGGCGGUUGAUUACGAAAAUGCCGAACGCCACUGCAUGCAGCUGUGGCGCCAGGAAAGCAACAACACCGGCGUACUGCUGCUACUGUCGUCGAUCCACUUCCAGUGCAGACGGUUGGACAAAUCAGCACAAUUUUCUACGCUGGCCAUUAAACAAAAUCCUCUGCUCGCCGAAGCGUACAGCAAUCUGGGCAAUGUUUAUAAGGAGCGCGGUCAGCUUCAGGAAGCCCUAGAAAACUACCGACAUGCAGUGCGUCUGAAGCCCGAUUUCAUUGACGGGUAUAUCAACCUGGCCGCUGCAUUAGUUGCAGCCCGUGACAUGGAACAGGCAGUACAAGCGUACGUCACCGCUCUGCAAUACAACCCGGAUCUGUACUGUGUGCGAAGUGAUUUGGGAAAUCUGUUGAAAGCACUUGGUCGGCUAGACGAAGCGAAGGCAUGCUAUCUGAAAGCCAUCGAAACUAGACCAGACUUUGCGGUCGCCUGGAGCAAUCUCGGUUGUGUCUUCAAUGCGCAGGGUGAGAUAUGGCUGGCGAUACAUCACUUCGAGAAAGCGGUUGCGCUCGACCCGAACUUCCUCGAUGCCUACAUCAAUCUGGGCAACGUGCUGAAGGAAGCCCGCAUCUUCGACAGAGCCGUCGCAGCAUAUCUUCGCGCCCUAAACCUAUCGCCCAACAAUGCAGUUGUGCAUGGAAAUUUGGCCUGCGUAUACUACGAGCAGGGACUCAUCGAUCUGGCGAUCGAUACGUACCGGCGUGCGAUCGAUUUACAGCCCAACUUCCCCGACGCGUACUGCAAUCUGGCAAACGCGUUGAAGGAAAAGGGCCAGGUAAAGGAGGCAGAAGAAUGUUACAACAUUGCCCUGCGGCUCUGCCCCAACCAUGCCGAUUCACUCAACAAUCUGGCCAACAUCAAGCGCGAACAGGGUUACAUCGAAGAAGCUACCCGGCUGUACCUGAAAGCGCUUGAGGUGUUCCCAGAGUUUGCGGCCGCACACUCGAACCUUGCCUCGGUGCUACAGCAGCAGGGCAAGCUAAAUGAGGCACUUCUCCACUACAAGGAAGCAAUUCGUAUCCAGCCCACGUUCGCCGAUGCGUACUCCAACAUGGGCAACACGCUGAAGGAGAUGCAGGAUGUGGCCGGUGCACUCCAGUGCUAUACGCGCGCCAUCCAAAUCAAUCCAGCGUUUGCCGAUGCUCACAGCAAUUUGGCUAGCAUUCACAAGGAUUCGGGCAACAUUCCGGAGGCUAUUCAAUCGUACCGGACGGCACUGAAGCUGAAGCCCGAUUUCCCGGACGCAUACUGUAAUCUGGCCCACUGUUUGCAGAUCGUUUGUGACUGGACCGAUUAUGAGGCACGCAUGAAGAAGCUGGUGGCGAUCGUUGCCGAUCAGUUGGAUAAGAAUCGGCUACCGUCGGUUCAUCCGCAUCACUCCAUGUUGUACCCGUUGUCACACGAGUUCCGCAAAACGAUCGCUGCCCGGCAUGCGAACUUGUGUCUGGAAAAGAUUAACGUUUUGCACAAACCACCGUACAAGUUUGGUCGCGAGCUUAAUGGUAGACUUCGCAUCGGAUACGUAAGCAGCGAUUUUGGCAACCAUCCGACAUCGCAUUUGAUGCAAUCAAUUCCCGGUUUGCACGAUCGCAAACGGGUGGAAAUUUUCUGUUACGCACUCAGCCCCGACGAUGGUACAACGUUCCGUGGGAAGAUAAGCCGGGAAGCGGAACACUUCAUCGACUUGUCGCAAACGCCGUGCAAUGGAAAGGCGGCUGAUCGUAUCCACGCGGACGGUAUCCACAUCUUGGUCAACAUGAACGGCUACACGAAGGGUGCUCGGAAUGAAAUCUUUGCCCUACGCCCCGCACCGGUACAGGUGAUGUGGCUCGGAUAUCCUGGCACGAGUGGUGCCUCGUUUAUGGAUUACAUCGUGACCGAUGCGGUCACAUCGCCGCUAGCACUGGAAGCACAGUACAGUGAAAAGUUAGCGUACAUGCCACACACUUACUUCAUCGGCGAUCAUCGGCAAAUGUUCCCACAUCUAAAGGAACGCGUCAUUGUCAGCAACAAAACGCAGAGUAAUUCGCUAGCGGACAAUGUUGCCGUAAUCAAUGCGACCGAUUUGUCCCCUCUGGUCGAAAGUACCGAUGUGAAAACAGUCCGAGAGGUAGUGCUCGCGAACAAACCGGUCGAAAUCCAGCACAAGGUAGCGGAGCUGCCAACAACGACACCGAUCGAAACGAUGAUUGCAUCCGGACAGGUGCAAACAUCGCUCAACGGUGUAGUGGUGCAGAAUGGGCUGGCGACAACGCAGACAAACAACAAGGCCGCAACCGGUGAGGAAGUGCCGCAGAACAUUGUCGUCACCACGAGACAACAGUACGGCCUGCCGGACGAUGCGAUCGUGUACUGUAACUUCAAUCAGCUGUACAAAAUCGAUCCACUAACGUUACAGUCUUGGGUAACGAUUUUAAAACACGUGCCCAAUUCGGUACUUUGGCUGCUCCGUUUCCCGGCCGUCGGUGAGGCGAACAUUCAGGCCACUGCCCAACAGUUGGGUAUUUCGGCGGGACGUAUCAUCUUCUCGAAUGUUGCCGCGAAGGAGGAACAUGUGCGGCGUGGUCAGCUAGCGGACGUUUGCCUAGAUACGCCGCUCUGCAAUGGACACACGACAUCGAUGGAUGUGCUGUGGACCGGAACGCCGGUGGUAACGCUUCCCGCCGAAACAUUGGCAUCGAGAGUUGCCGCAUCACAGCUGGCAACGCUCGGCUGUCCGGAGCUGAUUGCCGAAUCCCGCCAGGAGUAUCAGGACAUCGCCAUUAAGCUUGGCACCGACCGAGAGUAUCUGAAGGCGAUCCGGGCGAAGGUGUGGGUAGCUCGCUGUGAAAGUCCACUUUUCGAUUGCAAACAGUACGCACAGGGAUUGGAAACGUUGUUCUACAAAAUGUGGGAACGAUUUGCGCGCGGCGAACGGCCCGAUCAUAUUUCGGCGAACGAGAAGUAA